Messenger RNA from Alternaria ethzedia, 426 nucleotides. RefSeq lists its product as uncharacterized. The transcript is spliced from 2 exons. NCBI's taxonomy places the organism in Eukaryota, Fungi, Ascomycota, Dothideomycetes, Pleosporales, Pleosporaceae. Bases 1 to 426 code for a protein of 141 amino acids. The record is from RefSeq and is a predicted model, not a curated record.
AUGUACUCUGCUCUGAAAUAUCCCGAAUCCGAUUGGCGACAAGAUGCAGUACGCUUCUUUGACACGGACGAACACCGAGCUUAUCGUAUCGAGAACAACGACGACUAUGAACCCCCGUCAUAUCAGUAUGAUUCCGAGCUCGAUUACGAUUCGGAUGCGGACAUCUACAGCAAUCAUGGCGAGAGCGACGACAGUGUCGAUGAGUUCCGUCGAGAUCGUCAUAGAUACUAUCGAAGGUAUGAUGGGUGGGAUUCGGAGCGUCAGUACGGAAGUGAUUUCAUAAAUUGGAAGAAUGACCUGCUGAACCAACUUGAGCUGGAAGCAAGUAAAGAUUGGGACUAUACCGACGAAUCUCCGAGUCCGCCCAGGUGGGAGGACGUCUACCCCGAGCCCGAGUUACGUGGACCUCCUGAUUACGAUUCAUAG